AUGCAACUGCCCCCGCCGCCAGCUCUGCGCUCGGCACUCAAGCAUCCGGCGGUGUCGCGGCCAUCGUCGCCGUCCCCGCCGCUGUUGUCGCCGACGACCGGCCCACGUGAUGGUAGCAACACACACCUCUCGUCUCCACCGCCCCCGACGAGGUCAACGUCAAGCUCGUCUCUGGUAGGGAUCUUGCUCAACUCAGCAUCUAGCAGGCCAUCUACCGCCGUAACAUCAGGCACCUCCAUGGGCACCCUUUCACCAGGCUCACCACCGGUACCCGGUCCCGGUCUGCCCAUCGCAGCUCAGGGCUACACCCCCAAGGUCUCUUUCGACACCUUCGAAAACCCCGCCGCGUCCAUGUUCUCCUACACCCUACGUGUUGAAUCGGAAGGCUACACACGCAACCCAGCCACCCGAGUCUUUCUUUGUGCUUCCAGCCCAGAUGAGAGUGGCCGUGGGGCGUUGGACUGGGCCGUCGAAUGUCUCGUACAAGACGGCGAUGAGCUUAUCGUAUUUAGAGGCAUAGACCAAGAUGAACUCGACAAAGACCAUGAACUCGUCCGCGAAGAGGCACGCGAAUUGAUGAGACAAAUUCAGGAAAAAUGCGUGGAAUACGAUCCAGAGCGAAAGCUGUCCAUCGUACUCGAGUUCAUUGCUGGCCGCCCGACAACGACCCUCGAUCGUCUCAUCGCCCUCUACCGUCCUGAUUCCGUCGUCGUCGGCAUGAGAGGACAGCGAGGUGUAAUGUCUGGUGUUCUUAAUUUUGGUACUGCAGGCGUUUUCAAUAGUGCUGGUCUUUCAUCCACUUCUCUCUCUCAAGGCGUUGGCUCAGUGUCUAGAUAUACUCUCUCUCACUCCCCUGUGCCCGUUAUUGUCGUCCGGCCAGAGAGCAAGCUCCGCAAAGUCUUGGAAAAGCGCAAACGUGACCCCAAACGGGGCACACACUUUGACGAGCUUGUCCGUGAAAAGUCCCAAAAUGCAAACUUGACACGGCCAUCGACGAGCAGGACCUAA
Molecule: messenger RNA, 1008 nt
Organism: Pisolithus orientalis
Lineage: Eukaryota; Fungi; Basidiomycota; Agaricomycetes; Boletales; Pisolithaceae
Exons: 5
Coding region: 1-1008 (335 amino acids)
Source: RefSeq, a predicted model, not a curated record